This is a messenger RNA of Closterium sp. NIES-67, 1725 nucleotides long. The record is from the annotation of a GenBank genome assembly. NCBI's taxonomy places the organism in Eukaryota, Viridiplantae, Streptophyta, Zygnematophyceae, Desmidiales, Closteriaceae.
CUUCCAACCCACCCAUUCGCUCCUUCACCUUCUCCAUUUCAUCACUUGGCCCAACUCGGCUAAUCGCGCACUCCAGCAUGGCGCCCAGCUUCGGUCGUCCGUGGUUCGCCAUUUCAACACGAACCCCGUGCAGGCCAAGGACGAGAAGGCCCCCAUGCCGCCGUCGAUCGACUUUCAGCCGUCGAUUCGCGUGAGUCAGUUCGGCGGUAGGAGCCAGCGGCAGCUCGUGGGGGUCUCCAGCAGCCCGCUCGUGCAGGACCAUGUCGCCGCCGUCGCAAUGCGCGCCAAGCUCGAGACGCGCAAAGCAAAGCCGCGCAGCACGGUGCGCCUACUCGACCCCGCGCCCGUGACGCUCGCCAGCGCUGCGCCCCGAACCGCCCUUCUGCCCGCAGCGUCCGCCGCAGUGGCCUCCGCGCUCAACGUAAGCUCCGAAGCCGCUUCCACAAGCGCGAGCGCCAACGGUCAAACUGCUUCCGCCUUCUCCGCUGCCCCGCCGGAACACGUCGCUUUGAGGAAGCCGUCUUCCGCAAACCCUCCGCCGUUGGCAAUCCCGCAGCCCGCGUCGCUCCCCUCCGCUCCCAUCACUCCGCGCACGACAGCCGCCGUGCAGCCGCCGCACACACCGGGCUCGUCGGCAGCAGCUCGGUCAAGCGCGAUCGCUCCAAUAACGGCCGAAUCAGAUCUGGUGGCGGCGCCGCUUGAGGUAGCGGCGCGGUGGAGCAGAGAGGAGUGGCUGCUCGUGGUGCGCGCCGUGGAAGCCGGCGGCAUGAGAUGCCUGAAAUGCCCGAAACAGCCGGUAGCCAUGGCCGCCGCAACGCACGGCGCCAUCCAUCUCGUCCAAAGCCUCAAAUCUACAUCUGCCCCACAACGCCAGGCCUGGGCCCGGCCUCCAAUCCAGGCUCCGCAAAAGGCUCGGGGCCAUUCUCAAGCCCUGUGGCUCCCGCGGCAGGCGCGACGAAGGGCGGACCGUACCUGCUUCCCGUCCGGCCGCCUGCUGUUUUACACCACGUCAUCCGGGAUCGUCCGAUGACACCACAUUCGUCGAUGAUGCCGCCACGCUAGCGAGCCGCCAUUCGUCCGGCUCGGGGACUUCCGAUGAUGAUUACACUGUCAGCGCCGCGACGCGCUACAGCAGCUACAGCAGUUUUAAUAGCGGCAAUCCCAAGGGCGCUACAGCCGCGCAGGCACCGCCUCCGACGUCCAUCCCUCCGAGCCCGUCCGGCUGCCCGCGAACGCCCUUUCUCUCGUCUCAUGCAGCACCCGCUGCCGCACCAGCAGCAGCAUAACCAGCCAGCCGUCUCUACCCGCGGCUUGCCGGCCGGCAGCAUGAUAGCUUUCAGCCGAGUCGCAACGGACGGAUCGGAGGAGCUCCCCGCGUGCCCGUUUCUUGGCCACUCGGCGCGCUACAGCAGCUACCGAGACAAAGGAUGCCGCACUGUCGACUGCGCGAAAUCUGCCGUUCAACGGCACGACGACACGUCACUGCGCGGACGCGUCUCUCCCGCGCGAUCCGCGACGGCGGCUCCGCAAGCGCUUCCGGCGCGCGCGGGGCGGUAAGCGGAGCGGGCGCGGGAGCGGGCGGGAGCCGCAGCACGGGCAUGGGGAUGAGCGCGAGCGGCGUGGCGGUGGACGCGAUGAACCGCAAGCUGCUGACGGUGAUCACCAAGACGCACGAGAUCUUCGCGCGCGACAUGACGCCCAACGCCAGCCAGGUCGCCGACUACC